Messenger RNA from Styela clava, 567 nucleotides. Its product is annotated as sterile alpha motif domain-containing protein 15-like. The record is from RefSeq and is a predicted model, not a curated record. Lineage: Eukaryota; Metazoa; Chordata; Ascidiacea; Stolidobranchia; Styelidae. Gene Ontology annotation, molecular function: protein binding.
CGAAUAUUGCCAUAGCAACGAAAUCCGCUCCGGGUUGACUUCAAUAAAUUAAAAGCAUCUGCAUUAUGUGAUCAGAUUCCAGCCAUUUUUGAAUUAUAGUAAAUGAUUAUAGGGUAAUGGCAACACCUGUUAAAGAAGAAGACUUAUUAGUACCGACUAGUAUUCAUUGGACGAUUGAAGAUGUCGCCAAUUGGAUUGAAGAGAUAGGAUUCCCACAAUACAGAGAAUGUUUCAGAACGAAUUUAGUCAAUGGCCGUAAACUGAUUCUAGCCGAUGCGAGUCAUUUACCACAACUCGGAGUUACAGAUUUUGAGCAUAUCAAGUUUAUAUCAGCAAGCGUUCGUGAUUUACUCGGACUUGAAGCUCCAUAUUGGAACAGAUCAGUGUCACUCCCACCCAGAACACCUAUGGGAAUGUUUCUCGAGAGGAAAAGUCGAACUGGACAAUACAUAGAUGGACUUUUAUAUUCACAACAUUUGAAAGGGAAAUAAGAAACCUGCAACGAAUCAUUUUUUCACUUUUUUAGCCUCAGUAUUGGAAAAUAUACAUGCAAUCUAUUACCAAAAA